AUGACACUCACCCGCUCGCCGAGCGUGCACCACCCGCUUGACGAGCGUGUACCACCCGCUCGACGAGCCCCGCCCGCUCGCCGAGCGUCCACCACUCGACGAUCGUCCAUCACCCGCUCGACGAGCCCCACCACCUGCUCGCUCACAAAACCUACUGACCGCCCACCACCCUCUGUUCCUUCCCUUGACCUCUCGCCAACGCUCGCCCACCCCUCUGGCGCUCGCUCACGCUAUGCGCUCAUUGUUCGCUCGCUAACGCUCGCCGCGAUCCUGGUGCGCACGAAGCAGGCGGUGCUGGUCGCGGAGUACGCGCCGGAGGCGACGCCGGUGGUGGAGGGACUGGCGCAUUAUCUGAUUGGGGCUGGGUAUUAG
Schizophyllum commune H4-8 is the source of this 372-nucleotide messenger RNA. RefSeq lists its product as uncharacterized. NCBI's taxonomy places the organism in Eukaryota, Fungi, Basidiomycota, Agaricomycetes, Agaricales, Schizophyllaceae. The record is from RefSeq and is a predicted model, not a curated record. The transcript has a single exon. The coding region runs from base 1 to 372 and encodes 123 amino acids.